GCCAAAUAGUAAAAUAAUCAAAUUAAAAUUAUAAAAACACUAGAAAUAUAAUUAUAAUUUAUUUUCGCAUUUUAUAAAGAUCAGGCAAGAAAGAUGACAAAAUUAUUAGAAUGGAUAUCAGUGACUUCAGCAGCAUUUGCAGUGUGGUACUCUUUAAUUGGAGGCUACGUUAAACAUCCAUUUAUCGAACAGAACAUGAACCUUAUUAUAAUAUCACCUAUAAUAUUUGUCAUAUUGUUUGGUUUGUAUGCAGUUACAGUUGUACUGUUCAGAGUAUUUACAUUCAAUAAUUGUGAAGAUGCAGCUAAAGAGCUUCAAGCUGAAAUACUUGAAGCAAAGAAGGAUUUGCAUGAUCGUGGUUUAAGAUGGUAGAAUAUCAUUCCUAUAUAUAUAUGUAAACUUAUUUUAUGACUAUUUAAGAAGUAAAUAAAUUUUUAAUUUUA
Messenger RNA from Papilio machaon (common yellow swallowtail), 443 nucleotides. It is a transcript of the gene Dpm3, whose product is annotated as dolichol-phosphate mannosyltransferase subunit 3. The record is from RefSeq and is a predicted model, not a curated record. Bases 94 to 372 code for a protein of 92 amino acids. Gene Ontology annotation, cellular component: dolichol-phosphate-mannose synthase complex; endoplasmic reticulum membrane. Lineage: Eukaryota; Metazoa; Arthropoda; Insecta; Lepidoptera; Papilionidae. The transcript has 2 exons. Gene Ontology annotation, biological process: GPI anchor biosynthetic process.